This is a messenger RNA of Schizosaccharomyces osmophilus, 1008 nucleotides long. RefSeq names its product pyridoxine-pyridoxal-pyridoxamine kinase. NCBI's taxonomy places the organism in Eukaryota, Fungi, Ascomycota, Schizosaccharomycetes, Schizosaccharomycetales, Schizosaccharomycetaceae. Gene Ontology annotation, cellular component: cytosol. The transcript is spliced from 4 exons. The record is from RefSeq and is a predicted model, not a curated record. The coding region runs from base 1 to 1008 and encodes 335 amino acids. Gene Ontology annotation, biological process: pyridoxal 5'-phosphate salvage. Gene Ontology annotation, molecular function: pyridoxal kinase activity.
AUGCCAGUCUCAGAAGUUGCGAAGAGAGUUCUAUCUAUUCAAUCUUCUGUCAGCCACGGCUAUGUAGGUAAUAGAUCUGCUACGUUCCCCUUGCAAUUGCAUGAAUGGGAAGUGGAUGUUGUACCUACAGUUCACUUUUCUAACCAUCUUGGCUAUGGUAGUACAAGAGGUCGUGCAUGCAAGCCAUCGGAGGUUCUGGAGCUCCUGGAGGCUUUGUUAGAAAAAAAUCAUUUUGUCUACGAUGCAAUUUUGACAGGCUUCAUCCCAAAUCAACGGAUCCUCCAAGUGGUUUCGAAGCUUCUAAUUGAGUACCAAAGUCGACACCCACAUGUGAAAUGGAUAGCAGAUCCUGUCAUGGGAGACCAAGGAGAAACUUAUGUAGAGGAAGACGUUUUAAACACGUAUAAAGAUGUUUUAUCACAUGCCUUUUUGAUAACGCCAAACGCCUUUGAAGUCAAAUUGUUGACAGAUGUUUCUGUGGUGAACAAAGCCACUGCAUUAUAUGGACUAAAGCGUAUUUAUGAAUUAUACAAGGUUCCACAGGUAGUAAUUACUUCGUUUGAAGACGCGGAUAAUUCAGAUUUACUAUUUUCUAUGGGAUAUUCCCUCAAAGAAAACACCUUUUACUCCUUUUUGUACUCGUAUCCUUCACUUUCCGGAAUAUUUACAGGGACAGGAGACUUAUUUUCAGGUUUAACGUUGGCCAAGUACGUGGAUGAGGAAUCUCGACAAAAAGAUAAAACAUCAAAGAAUGAAAGGGAGAAAAAUUCAAGUUUGGGGUUUUUCACAGAAGUGAUUGGGCAAGUUUUGACUUGUAUGCGUUUUGUCCUUAUAAGAACAAAAGAAUAUACACUUCAACAGCUGAAGCAUGACAGUAGCAUUGAAAAAAAUCGGUUUUUACUUAGCAAUGCCUGCGAACUUCGACUCGUCCAAUCCAGGGAUGAUCUUAUUUCGAAGAAAAAUAUCUAUACACCUGAAGAGUGGAAUGGUUUGGAGCGAAACUUUUAA